UUAAUACACUAGACAAAGCUCUCCCGGCACAAUGCACAUACGCGAACUGGGCUAUUGUUUCACUGGGUAGGUAAUUGAUAUCGGACCGAAGAGUCUAUUAAUAUGACAUGCCUAGCAACAAACGCUAGAUUAGCGCGGACUCUGUAAGGGUCACAACUAUAUAUAUAUCCUGCAUUCGGUUUACAACAAGAAGGCACCAUGAGCUAGGAAAAUUUUCAAAAUGUGAACUUUUCAUGGACCAGAAUUUACCUUUUGAUUAAGGAUAAUGACGUUUUUACCAGAUAUGCCUGUGUAUAUAUAGACUUAUAAGACCUGGAGUUCAAGACCAGCCCCUGGGCCGUGAUGGCCGUGGGUAGGACUUAGGUGUCGUCUCCUCGAUGUGAAGGAGUUGGGGAGACGCUUACACUGUAUUGUAUUGACCGAAGAAGAGCUACUCGUCCAUUUAUUUGAUCCGUUCUGGUCGACCAGCGAGAUAGUGUCCUAUCAGACUAACACACUUGCUGAAGUGUUAUGCUGAUAAAUCAUUCCACAGUUCCUUAUUUAGCGUAUUAUGCAAAGUCCGGAAGCCUUAACCAUGUUAGUUUUUGGGGUUUACGAAGGCGAACGGAUGUCUAUCGACGUCCCUAUAGGGGCGAGCGUUGGAGAAGCAAAAAAGAUGUUCCAGAAUAUUUUUGGUAUAUACGUUGACGAUUUCAGUAAAAAAGACCGAAAGGUAGUGGUGUUACACUACAGUGGUAGUGAUCUAGAAGAAGGAUGGUGCUUUACGGACCUCGGAAUAUCACCGGGGUCGACCAUCAAAAUUCACAUGAAGGAGGAAAUCAAGCCAGUUCUGUUUGUGCACUGUACGUAUAACGACGAGGUCAUCGAUAUCGUGGACAAAAGUGUCACCGUUCAUACGAUGAAGGUCGAAGACCUCAGAACAAUUGUUGGGAAACGCACUGGUAUCCCAGUCUCUAUUUUUCGAUUAGUGAAUAAUGAGGGUCAUGAGAUGUAUGAUGGUCACGAGCUGUACAAUUAUAACGUAGAGGCUGGGAUGACUUUAAGGAUGGAAAAUUGGGACGGCUGGAACGAAUUCAUCAACCUGUGUAUAAUGGGAUUUACACCUCAAGUUCUUGCCCAAAUUUCCACGGAUGAAGUCAUCUCGCGCUUUCAGAUGAAGGUCGCCCUGUUUAUCUCGGCCCAUUACGGGUGUGUUGAUCUGGCGCGAAGUCUUAUUCGACAGGGUGUACGAGCCGAUGAACACAUCGGAGAGCAUCCGAAUAGACAAUGGUGUAACGAGAAGUCUCAUAUAGAGACAAAAAAAGCGCCAAUUCAUGAGGCGACGGAGAACGGUCAGCUGGGCGUGGUACGGCUUUUUGUUAACCACGAUAUCACCGUCGUUAUGGCUAAAGACGGUAAUGACUUGAACGCUUUAAACAUUGCUCUCCGUAAGAAACAGAAACCGUGUGCAUCAUUCUUGCUAACAAGACAGUGGACGAAAGUACCCGUAGGAAAGUUCGGCUCUAUCACCGUCCAGAGCCUACGAAAAAUCAAAUCGUGGUCUAUCCGCGCUAAGGAAAGAGCAUUUGCUAAGUACGGACAGACACGAUCAACGUUGAAGAAAAGGUCAUACACGUGCGGAGCCCUAGUUAGUUACGGACAGCCAGUGGUGAAUGGCUUCACGCCAAGUCCUAUGACCGGUAAGCCUAAAAAUGAAAUGAAGGACAAGGAGAAGCAGAAGUCCAUCGAUACGUUCCACGAAGUUUACGGCAUCAAUGGUGAUCCAGAGAACUACUUUCGACAGAUGGGUUCUCUUACAGGUUUAAGGAACCUGAACCGGAGACGGAACACGAAGUGGGGCGCUAUGAUUGACCGGUCUGAUGUUGCUGUGCAGCUUGCAGGAGGAUUAGGAAACGCAAUGGAAGCAGACCUCGAAGCAGAAACGGCAUAUUCAGUUAAAGGUCAAGGGACAAAAACUGUAGCAGAGUCCGUAGUAUCGGAUGCGGACAGUCGACCAUAUAAAGGCAAACGUUACCAAGGAGCUGGACACUCAAUUGACCAGGUGGCCGAAUAUAACGCCAAAACAACUUUUGCAAAUAAAAACGUCCGCGGUGGCGGUAAGGCAGAUCAUCCACUUGACGACGACAUAGGUGAUCCAAAUACCAAGUUACCUCCCUUGUCACACAGAAGCAAAAUACAAGGGGGCAAAGACACUAUCAAGGAAGAAGACGAAGGCGAGUUAUCUGACAAUAGUAUGGAUAAAAAGUAUAAAGCAAAGUAUAUUCAAACACCAAUCAACAAAAAACCCGAAAAGUCCGCCAAAUCUAUCCCCAGCUUACGUGGAGGUGGUGGAGAGAAAUCCAAAAUGGCUCUCAAUGCAGAAACACCUGGAUCACCGCGAAGCAUAGCGGAUAAAUCUGAAAAGUCAGACAAGAAAUCAAAGAAGAAGAAUCGUAUAACUUCGUCAGUGUUGUUGUCAAAGGCGAAAGCGGCGUCGGAAGGUGCGGUUCCUCUACCUCUCAUUAGUACGGAAAACAUAAGUAGACCGUUCUUUUAUCACAGAGGUUUACGUGAGGACGAUGUCGUGCAGCCAAUCCUAGACCUUGUAUCAAAAUACCAAGGGUCAACCUCACGUGACCGUGCCAUCAAAUCAAUGACUAUCGCAAAUACAUUCAAGGAGAAGGCAUGGCUCAGUCAAAUUCGAAUGGCGAUGGCUCUGACAACUCAUACCAUUCGGCGGUCGGUCGCCAACUGAUUUCCGAGAGGUAUCAUUUUAUGUACUUUAUAACAGUAUUGGUUUAACACAAACGUCCCGAAACUUGAUACCUGUGCUUGUUUGUACCGAUUGGAGGUUUUCUAUCAGUGGUGAAUGCUUCAGUUAUCACAAGACUUGUUAUUCUCGUGACAAUGUGCUUAGCGUAUGACAUGAAGACUGUUUUAACAUAAUAUAUACAUCUAAUGUUUCGCUUUGGCACUUGUCGCUACGGUACAUGUUACUCUAACAAAAGUGUGAAUUUAAAACUUACCUUGAAGCUCAAACAUCAGUGACGUCGAUGCAUUCACCAAUCGCCACACACUCAUUUGUGUAUAUAUAUAUAUAUAUGAAUCUACAUUAGUGCUCAUUGUGUUAUACUCGGAUAUACUUUUAAGACAUUUCUAGCAAUCUGUGAUAUUAAUUCAAACAAUCCGUCCGAACGGCUGAAACUGUCGACCAUUAAAUGUCGUUCAGUUUCGGAUACCUAUAAAACUCGCAUGUUUAUUAAGUAAUGUUGUAUGGCAUUUACUCAUCCUUAAAUGUGAUAAAAUAUUUAUAUAUGUACAUGUAGUAUGAUUUAACGGUCUCUUUUCAUGAAAACCUUUGUAUGUGUUUACAAUCACUUAGUAAACUUCAUGGUAUUAUGUCGAUUCUACUUCAUUUGUUAACACAGACAAACAUAUUUGUUUUAGGAGAGAUCGUACUCAAAGAACACAACAGUUUGACGAGCAUUUAGUUGUGCGAUCUGUCAAUAAAUAAAAAUGAAAUAAAGCUGAUCAUGAUGAUGAGAACCCGUA
Messenger RNA from Pecten maximus, 3531 nucleotides. RefSeq names its product protein ANKUB1-like. Bases 551 to 2734 code for a protein of 727 amino acids. The record is from RefSeq and is a predicted model, not a curated record. The transcript is spliced from 2 exons. NCBI's taxonomy places the organism in Eukaryota, Metazoa, Mollusca, Bivalvia, Pectinida, Pectinidae. Gene Ontology annotation, molecular function: protein binding.